AUGUAUGGCUCAACUCAGGAAAUCUCUAGUCAGAAUAAGAUCAUUAUCAGGGGGGAUCGUAUGGGGAAACAUAAUUCAGGGUACAAAAGCCACUACAUAAUCAUUGAAUUAUUCAUAUCCCAGCUCUUGAAAUUGGGAUCAUUUAACUUCACAGGAGGGUCUGGGAGGUUUGAAAUUUAUAUGACUUUGUAUAUUUGGUUUAAUGCUGCGUCCAUUAAUCACAUAGAAGGGUAUGGCAAGAGGACUGUCCAAGGAAUUCUAAACGAUGGCUAUAAUGCUCUCAUGCGGUACUACUUAGACAACUUCCGUGAUGGUACAAAGCAGGAUGCAAUGGAUCUAGUGCAAGGACAUUACAUUCUCUCUGUCUCCAGAAGCACGACUCCUACAUCGCAGGAAAGAGGCAUUGAGGUAAUAGCUUCCUUUCCACUGGCCUUGUUACUGAUUCUGACUGGGUUCUUCUUUGCAACUGUGUCUUUAGGACGAGGUAAGAUAGCACUUACUAUAAUAGUUUCUUAUAAUUUUCAUUUGGUCCUUACAGUUUGUUGUACCUGUUUGUGUUGUUAAUUCCCUUUCUUUGUUUUGGUUUAAUCAAUGUACUGAUUGUUUGAAGCUCUGGGUUCUGGACUAGAUGGCCCUUCCAAAGUCGAGAAUUAAGAGAGAAUUGUCCUUUGGAAUAAUAUUCCAAAUUAUAUAAGAUAAUAAGAAUAUUCUAUACCAUGGUUUGAAUUAAACUAAGUCAGAUAUAGUUAAGGAAAAUUGUGAAAAUAGACAGCACACAAAUGCACAAGAGAGACGCUCAUACUUUAAGCUUGUAACUUCUGCGAAAUGCCAAGUACCUAAUGAAGAUUCAAUUGCUCACAAAACUUCAAAUAUGUGGGAAGACUCAAUUGAUUGUCUAUAGAUAAUGAUAAAAUAGUAUACUUGCCCUUAGUUUCUGGUAAGGGUG
This is a messenger RNA of Olea europaea var. sylvestris, 946 nucleotides long. RefSeq names its product phosphatidylinositide phosphatase SAC1-like. The transcript has 6 exons. Gene Ontology annotation, molecular function: phosphatidylinositol-4-phosphate phosphatase activity. The record is from RefSeq and is a predicted model, not a curated record. Bases 1 to 564 code for a protein of 187 amino acids. Gene Ontology annotation, cellular component: endoplasmic reticulum. NCBI's taxonomy places the organism in Eukaryota, Viridiplantae, Streptophyta, Magnoliopsida, Lamiales, Oleaceae. Gene Ontology annotation, biological process: phosphatidylinositol dephosphorylation.